AUGAUAGGAAGAGCCGACAUCGAAGGAUCAAAAAGCAACGUCGCUAUGAACGCUCGGCUGCCACAAACCAGUUAUCCCUGUGGAUCGACUGACUCGCGCGCAACUACUGUUCACGCGAAACCCUUCUCCACAUCAGUCCUCCAGGGCCUCACUGGAGUAUUUGCUACUACCACCAAGAUCUGCACCGACGGAGGCUCCAGGCAGGCUUACGCCCAGACCCUUCUGCGCACUCCGUCGCGCACGUCCUACUCGUUACGGCCUAAUAACGUCAGUUUGAGCGUCGCAUAUGCGCGUAACGGUAGUGUAUCGGCAAAACGCUAUAGCGCCAUCCAUUUUCAGAGCAAAACACCUAUUUCAGGGGAGCCGUUACUCACUCCUUAG
This is a messenger RNA of Arctia plantaginis, 381 nucleotides long. NCBI's taxonomy places the organism in Eukaryota, Metazoa, Arthropoda, Insecta, Lepidoptera, Erebidae. The record is from the annotation of a GenBank genome assembly.